Messenger RNA from Telopea speciosissima, 1484 nucleotides. Its product is annotated as lipase-like. The coding region runs from base 35 to 1456 and encodes 473 amino acids. The record is from RefSeq and is a predicted model, not a curated record. The transcript has 8 exons. NCBI's taxonomy places the organism in Eukaryota, Viridiplantae, Streptophyta, Magnoliopsida, Proteales, Proteaceae.
CUGCUUGAGCUUUGAGAGGGGAGGGGGUGUUGUGAUGAUCCGAUUGUGGAUUUCAGCUCUUCAACUAUUAGAGCUCCCGGUGAGUUCUGUAGUCCAUUUGUUAUAUGGGUUAUACAUUUUCAGUACAGCUGUGGCAACGGAUAUUUCACAGGCAUUGAAUGAAUUUUUCAAGCCCAAUGUGAAAAUUAAUACAAACAUGGAUAUGAACCUCAACAAUGCUACUGGGUUGAGAAGGGUGGACUCUAAACCAUCAACUAACCUUGAUGAUUUGCCUCCUAUUGUCUUAAUCCAUGGCAUCUUUGGCUUUGGCAAAGGGAGGUUAGGUGGCUUGUCUUAUUUUGCCGGAGCAGAGAAGAAGGAUGACCGGGUUCUUGUUCCCGACCUGGGUUCCUUAACGAGCGUAUAUGAUAGGGCUCGCGAAUUGUUUUAUUAUUUGAAAGGCGGGCAAGUGGAUUAUGGAAAAGAACACAGCAAAGCUUGUGGGCAUUCCCAGUUUGGAAGGAUUUAUGAGCAAGGACAUUAUCCUGAAUGGGACGAAGAUCAUCCUAUUCACUUUGUUGGACAUUCUGCAGGAGCUCCGGUGGUUCGCGUUUUGCAGCAAAUGUUAGCAGACAAGGCUUUCAAGGAAUAUGAGGACACUUCAGAGAACUGGGUAUUAAGCAUAACUUCUUUAUCUGGGGCGUUGAAUGGGACCACAAGAACCUACUUUGAUGGGAUGCAACCUGAAGAUGGAAGAUCUAUGAAGCCCAUCUGCCUGCUUCUGUUUUGCCGCUUGGGUGUCAUAAUUUAUGAAUGGCUUGACAUUCCAUGGCUAAAGAACUACUAUGAUUUUGGGUUCAGCCACUUCAACAUGUCCUGGAAGAAAAUUGGUAUUUCUGGUCUUGUGGAUUGCCUCCUGGGGAACAGUGGUCCUUUUGCUUCAGGAGACUGGAUGCUUCCAGAUCUUACAAUACAAGGAUCCAUGAGGGUAAACUCUAAUCUCAAGACUUUCCCUAACACAUUCUACUUCAGCUAUGCUACAAAGAGGACUAGGAAGGUCAUGGGGAACACAGUACCUUCCAGCAUACUGGGUGUACACCCCCUUUUCUUUAUUAGAAUUCUGCAGAUGAGCCAAUGGCGACAUCCAUCGGAUGUAUUGCCUCCUUAUAAAGGAUAUCGGGAUGAGGAUUGGCAGGACAAUGAUGGAGCAAUCAAUACCAUAUCCAUGACACAUCCUCGCAUUCCAGUUGAACACCCAAGCCGUUUCAUCCCGGAUGACUCUGAUUACCAGCCUCUGCAACCGGGCAUCUGGUACUACAAGAUUGUUGAUGAAGCUGAUCACAUACUUUUUGUUGUGAAUCGGGAGAGAGCAGGAGUGAAAUUUGAUUUGAUAUACGACAGUAUCUUUGAGCGCUGCAGAAAGCAUGUUUUUAGAAACAAACCAAACAUACCCAAUCAAACACUCACACACCAGUAGCAUAAAAUGCAUUCUGAUUAUACCUGAA